Messenger RNA from Closterium sp. Yama58-4, 312 nucleotides. NCBI's taxonomy places the organism in Eukaryota, Viridiplantae, Streptophyta, Zygnematophyceae, Desmidiales, Closteriaceae. The record is from the annotation of a GenBank genome assembly.
AUGGAGGGACACACAGAUGUGGAGCAGAGAGGGCACACAGACGUGGAGGAGGAGGAGGAGGAGGAGGAGGAGGAGGAGGAGGAGGAGGAGGAGGAGGAGGAGGUGGAGGAGGAGGAGGAGGAGGAGGAGGAGGAGGAGGAGGAGGUGGAGGAGGAGGAGGAGGAGGAGGAGGAGGAGGAGGAGGAGGAGGAGGAGGAGGAGGAGGAGGAGGAGGAGGAGGAGGAGGAGGAGGAGGAGGAGGAGGAGGAGGAGGAGGGCGAGCGGACAUCAGCAGGGGUGAAGCAGGCGAGGACGCACACUGUUGACGUCUAA